AUGCGUAAUCUGGUCAACACAAACGGCAUGACCGGAGUGACCGUCAGCGGGUGGAAGCGAGAGACUGGGAGAGUAGAAGACGACGGCAACCUGGAGGUAGCUGAUAUAAAAGCUAGUUUGGCGAAGGCCAUAGAGGCGAUUGACAAGCGCCAGAAGUUGAUUAGGCUGGCAGAUUCCAGUUCGUAUGGUUGGGCGACCGUAUCUGAGUACAAGUCUCACCAGCUAGCUGACAACGAAGAUGACGACGCCAAGAUCACCAGAACGGAGAACAGGGCUGCAAGGAAGGCCAAGCAAAAGAGAGCAGCGUCAACGACAACGAAUCAACAACAGAAGAAGACCAAAUGGGACAGCAGCUCUUCGUGGGCGUCUACUAGCGAUAGUUCUUUUCGUCGCUCUUCCCAAUCUUACCCCUACCUUGCCGGAGUGUCAAAAUUCCAAGGGGGAUCUUGCUUCAUUUGUGGCAGCUUUGCCCAUUGGAGAGCGACCUGCCAGGAAGAUUUGCCGUCAGCAAACCAGCAACUGCAACCUCCUCAGCUACAAGCCAGUACAAUAUUCACAAAAGUAAUCCGGCCACUCGUCAAAAAGUGGAGAAGUGAAGGAAAGUCCAUUGUAGUUUAUCUAGAUGAUGGGCUUGGGUUUGCAGCCACUCUCCCAGAAGCCCUGGUGAUGAGCGAAGAGAUAAUAUUCAACAGUGGAAUAUGGCGAGAGAAGCAUGAGGUCAGGGAACAAGACUUGAGGGAGCUCGCUAAGGAAUUACCCGACAUCGUCCUCAAAGCUAGAGCUGGACUCUACUGUGAAGUAGUAUUCCUAUGCCUUCAAUAACUGGCACAAGUGGGCAUCGAAUUAUGGCAAGAAAAGCAUCGAGGCUGAUCCUUACGAUGUGGUGCUGUAUUUGAUCCAUCUGGGCCGUUUGAGCAAUUCUGCAGCAUCCAUAAUUAAGGCAGUCUCGGCAAUAUCAUGGGCACACAACACAGCUGGCAGCAACGAUCCAACCAAAACAACUUUGGUCAAAUCUGCAUGGGAAGGUUUGAAAAGAAAACUUUCCAAGCCCACCGUGAAGAAAGAGCCCAUUACCCCAGCAAUUCUGCGAAAUAUGGUUGAUUUGUAUUUAACCUCAUCAUCUGAAUUAAACACGGACUGGGCCAGUUAGGCAUCCUUCAGAGUUUAGUACACAGUUUUUCUAAUAAACACCACAAAACGCUAAUGGGCCUUCCAAAUCCUUAGGCUAAUGUCGGUACAUCUAAAAAGUACUCAGAAAUGGGCCAUCUACAGCUUAAAAAAACAACGUUAUACGCUUAAAAAGUUUUUGGAUAUACGUAACUUUGACUAAGCGUUUUUUUGUCUGUUUGGGUACGCUUCUGGUGAAU
This is a messenger RNA of Acanthaster planci (crown-of-thorns starfish), 1367 nucleotides long. RefSeq lists its product as uncharacterized. Lineage: Eukaryota; Metazoa; Echinodermata; Asteroidea; Valvatida; Acanthasteridae. The record is from RefSeq and is a predicted model, not a curated record.